GAUAAAUUUCUUCCAGCACUAGUUGAUAUGUAAUGAUCACUGUAAGGAACAAAGUACGAAAAAGGAAAAACUGAAACCAAGUAUACGGUUGCUCAAGUGACUGUUACAUUUUGCUCUAUUAGUAGUUCUGUCUAUUUAGUUUCUAACGUAGUAUGUUAUUAAAACAUUUUCUGUAAUUCUGUCGACCUUCAGAAAUCACUAGUUACUUAUUUUCUGGCAUGAUCUCAAUAAUGUGACAUAAUGAGUAAAUUCUUCCAGAGAAGGCUUGAUGUCAUACAAGCAGUUCAUUCAGGAGCUUGAGGAUGAUAUAUUACCAUCUGAAGCUGAGCGCAGAUACCAAGAAUACAAGUCAGAGUAUAUUUCAACUCAGAAACGAACUUUUUUUGAUGCUCAUAAAGACGAAGAAUGGUUGAAAGACAAGUAUCAUCCAACAAAUUUACUCGCUGUCAUAGAAAGGAGGAAUGAACUGGCACGAAAGGUUGCAAAAGAUUUUCUGCUGGAUCUGCAGAGUGGCACAUUGGACUUAGGUCCUGGAGUGACUGCCUUGUCAUCUAACAAAUCAGGACAAAAUAGUGAUCCAAAUUCUGAUGAUGAAGCUGACACUGGUGGGAAAAGAAGAAGGCAUGGUAGGGGACCAGCUAAAGAAACUGAUAUUCAUUCUGCUGCUCCUAAAGCUCAUCCAGUCGGUUCUGAACCCAGAAGAAUCCAAGUUGACAUUGAACAAGCACAGGCUUUAGUGCGUAAGUUGGACUCAGAGAAAGGAGUUGAGGAGAAUAUUUUAUGUGGGUCUGAAAAUGACAAAGUUGGUAGAGAUAAAUCACAUAGUGGGUCUACUGGACCAGUUAUUAUUAUACGAGGCCUAACUUCCGUGAAGGGUUUGGAGGGUGUUGAGCUGCUGGAUACUCUUAUUACCUAUCUUUGGCGUGUUCAUGGGUUGGAUUAUUAUGGAAUGAUUGAAACAAAUGAAGCUAAGGGUGCCAGGCAUGUGAGAGCUGAGGGAAAGAGUUCUGAAACUACCAGUGGAGCUGAAUGGGAGAAAAAACUUGAUUCACGCUGGCAAGAGAGGUUGAGGGGUCAGGAUCCAUUGGAAGUGAUGACUUGUAAAGAGAAGAUAGAUGCUGCUGCUGUUGAGGCUUUGGAUCCAUAUGUCCGGAAGAUUAGAGAUGAGAAGUAUGGGUGGAAAUUUGGUUGUGGAGCCAAGGGUUGCACAAAGCUGUUUCACGCUGCUGAAUUUGUACACAAGCAUCUUAAACUGAAACACCCUGAGCUUGUGAUGGAGCUGACCGUUAAAGUGAGAGAAGAGUUAUAUUUCCAGAACUACAUGAACGACACAGAUGCUCCAGGGGGAACGCCUAUUAUGCAGCAAUCUGUGCUGAGAGACAGGCCACUGAGACGGAAACCAGGUUCAGAAAAUAGAUUGAGAGAUGAGCGUGGCCGCAGGGAACGGGACAACCGAGCUAAUGGUAAUGAUAGAUAUGAUAGGUCUGACAAUCAACAAUCAGGGGAAUUUCCGUCCAACAAUGAGGUUUCUGACGGGGGCAAUCAUGAUGAAGCAAUGUAUGAUGCCUUUGGUGGACAAGGCAUGCGUGUUGCUCCUUUUUCCUCAGAUAUAGCCCCUCCACCAGUAUUGAUGCCCGUUCCCGGUGCAGGUCCAUUGGGACCCUUUGUCCCAGCUCCACCUGAAGUUGCAAUGCGGAUGUUUAGAGAGCAGGGUGGUCCUUCAUUUGAGGGUGGUGGUAGGAAUGGAAGGCCUGGGCCACAGUUAAGUGGACCAGCUCCCUUUCUUUUGUCGCCAGCCUUUAGACAGGAUCCUCGACGCUUACGAAGUUAUCAAGACCUAGAUGCCCCGGAGGAUGAAGUAACUGUUAUAGAUUACAGGAGUUUGUAGAGAGCACUGGAAGGGGGUUGAAUAUUGAAAACUCUUUUCAAGGCUUAAUCUCUCUGGGUGAGCGACUGAUGGCUGCACUGGUUCAAAUGCUGUUUGGCGUAAGCAACUCCUUCGUACUGAAGUUUGGUAGUAUUUACGGUGCUUAGAAGUUGCUCGCUGUCUGCAUCCAUUGCAUUCUAACGGGGUGAUACUUUCCGCUGCAAUGUUUCUGCAAAACAUGUUAGGGAGUGCAUUUAUUCUGUAUCUUUUCUUUUUGUCCCACUCACUUACCGAACACUUUGAAGAUGGUUUUGAAUUUAGGCUGGUGGGGGGAGGGAUAUACAGUAUUUGACAAACGUCUUUUGUACAAUGGAACUUGUAGAGAAUUAGAUAUUUAAGUAGCUCUGCUCAUUUUAUUUUUUCUCAAGCUGUUUUUUUAGUAACAAAUAUUUAUCUUCUGCAUCUGAUAAUAAAACAUGGGGUACUACUUAUAAUUUCA
Molecule: messenger RNA, 2366 nt
Organism: Carica papaya (papaya)
Lineage: Eukaryota; Viridiplantae; Streptophyta; Magnoliopsida; Brassicales; Caricaceae
Source: RefSeq, a predicted model, not a curated record